UGUCGGGGCGCGCGCGUGCGCGGGAGCGGCGCCGCGAUGGCGGCGCUGCUGGAGCACGAGAGCCAGAUCUUCCUGGAGCUGUUCCAGCGCGACGGGCUCGUCGUGUGCGCCCGCGGGCUCGGCAUCGACCGCCUGCUGCUGCGCUUCCUGCGCCUCUACUGCGAGCCCGCCAGCCUCGUGCUCGUGCUCAACACCAGCCCCGCCGAGGAGGAGUAUUUUAUUGAUCAGCUGAGGUCAGAUGGAGUUGUUCAUCUCCCUCGACGUGUUACCAAUGAAAUUGCAAAUAACACUCGAUAUGAAUUUUAUACACAAGGAGGAGUCAUCUUUGCAACAAGUCGGAUCCUUGUGGUAGAUUUCCUUACUGACAGAAUUCCUGCCAAUCUCAUUACUGGCUUUUUGGUGUACAAAGCACACAAAAUCAUUGAAUCCUGUCAGGAAGCGUUCAUCUUGCGACUUUAUCGCCAGAAGAACAAGCAAGGCUUCAUUAAAGCUUUUACAGAUAAUGCAGUUGCAUUUAACACUGGUUUCUGUCAUGUGGAAAGAGUGAUGAAAAAUCUUUUUGUUGGGAAGCUUUAUCUGUGGCCAAGAUUUCAUAUAGCAGUGCACUCGUUUUUAGAGAAGCAUAAACCUGAAGUGGUGGAAAUACACGUGGCAAUGACCCCUGCUAUGCUUGCUAUCCAGACUGCAAUCCUGGACAUUCUGAAUGCAUGUCUGAAGGAGCUCAAACGUUACAACCCAGUUCUUGAAGUAGAAGAUCUAUCUUUAGAGAAUGCUAUUGCUAAACCUUUUGACAAGACAAUACGUCACUAUUUAGAUCCUCUCUGGCAUCAGCUUGGAGCUAAGACAAAGUCUUUGGUCCAGGAUUUGAAGGUCCUACGUACUUUGCUACUGUAUCUAACCCAGUAUGAUUGUGUCACUUUCCUUAAUCUCCUGGAGUCACUGAAAGCAAGUGAAAAAGCUUUUGGUGAGAAUUCAGGCUGGCUGUUCCUUGACUCCAGUACUUCAAUGUUUGUGAAUGCCCGAGCUCGAGUUUAUCGCAUUGCAGAUGAGAAACUGAAUCAGAAAGGCAAAGGCUCAGGCUCUGAAAAACGUGAUGUAAAGAAGGAAAAUGAACUGAAAAGGGAAUUGGUUCUGGAAAGUAACCCAAAAUGGGAAGCUUUGAGAGAAGUACUGAAAGAGAUUGAAAAUGAGAAUAAGAACAGUGACAGCCUUGGUGGUCCAGGGCAGGUGCUCAUUUGUGCCAGUGAUGACCGAGCCUGUGCACAGCUCAGGGAGUAUAUUAUUGCUGGAGCAGAAGCUUUUUUAACAAGACUAUAUAACAAAACCUUCGGAAAGGAUGAGAAAGCUGGAGAAGUGUGGAUUAAGGACAGAAACACCAUCAAUUCCAAAGGAAAUGCCAAACCAGACACAGGGCCUCAAGCAAAAAAAGCCAAACUGACAGCUUCAAAACAAAAUAAACAGAAGAAGCAGCAAGACCGGACUCUAAUCCAAAUGAUAGGGAAAACUGAGGAGGAAAAGAGAGAAGAGGUUGAGGUGGAAGACAACAAAGAAUUAAGUGGUAGCCAAGAAGGCAACACUGAAGAGACUGUUCCUGAAGAUUUUGAUUUGAAUUUGCCCUCAGAUUGUUACUAUGGGAUUUUCAAGGACCCACUGACAAUUAUCCACCCGCUGCAGGGGUGUGGGGAUCCCUACGCGCUCACUCGGGUGCUGCAGGAAGUAGAACCCAGAUAUGUUGUGUUGUAUGAUGCAGAACUCACUUUUGUUCGGCAGCUGGAAAUCUACAAGGCAAGCAGGCCUGGGAAGCCUUUGAGAGUUUAUUUCCUCAUAUAUGGGGGCUCCACGGAAGAGCAGCGCUACCUCACAGCUCUGAGGAAGGAGAAGGAGGCCUUCGAAAAACUCAUUCGAGAGAAGGCUAGCAUGGUUGUUCCUGAAGAAAGAGAAGGAAGAGAUGAAACAAACUUAGACCUCCUCAGAGAUGCUAGACCUGCUUCUGUCUCUGCUGACACACGCAAAGCAGGUGGACAGGAACAGAAGGGUGUUCAGCAAACCAUAAUCGUGGAUAUGCGGGAAUUCCGUAGUGAGCUUCCAUCAUUGAUCCAUCGCCGUGGGAUCGACAUUGAGCCCGUGACUCUGGAAGUUGGGGAUUAUAUUCUAACCCCUGACAUCUGCGUGGAGCGGAAGAGCAUCAGCGAUCUGAUAGGCUCCUUAAACAAUGGCAGGCUGUACACACAGUGCGUGUCCAUGUGCCGCUACUACAAGCGCCCGGUUCUCCUCAUUGAAUUUGAUCCUAACAAGCCCUUCUCCUUGAUCCCACGAGGCUCUUUACAGCCAGAAAUUUCCAGCAAUGAUGUUACCUCUAAACUAACCCUUCUCACACUGCACUUCCCAAAGUUACGAAUCCUGUGGUGUCCCUCUCCCCACGCUACUGCUGAACUCUUUGAAGAGUUGAAACAAAACCGUCCCCAACCCGACGCAGAAACAGCGAUGGCUGUCACCGCAGAUUCCGAAAUUCUCCCCGAAUCAGACAAGUACAACCCUGGGCCUCAGGACUUCCUGCUAAAAAUGCCAGGGGUUAAUGCAAAGAACUGCCGUGCCUUAAUGACCCACGUUAAAAGCAUUGCAGAGCUGGUGACACUGUCCAAGGAUGAGCUAUCCAAAAUUUUGGGUAAUGCUGCCAGUGCCACACAAUUCUUUGACUUUAUUCACCUGACCUAUGCAGAGGCACUAGCCAAAGGAAAAAGCAAAAAAUGACUCACAAGAUUGUUCAACACAUAGCACAGAUAAGCUUUUCUGGCACGGUACUUUGACAAAUACAUGAAUUAAAUGCCCCCUCUAAGAUAACCAGCUGUUUCUUGCUAAUGCUAUUCCAUCAGUUUUAAUAUGUGAGUUAAUUAUUACUGAAGGCAAGUUUCAAGAGGAAAAAAUACUUUUAACAGAGAAAUGUGAAUUAUUUUUAAAGCACUUUAACUCUAUAAUGCCACUGAAUUAACUAGAUGAAGUUUUUCACCAAGACCAUAAGACUUAAGUGCUAAGACUAACUGAUAAAGGUGUUUUUUUGUGAAAGUUAUGAUGUCUUGUUCAAGCUAAAAAUGUGCUGUGUUUUGAUUAGUCUGUGUGACCUGCUAAAUGAUAAAAUGCUUUUGCAAUAUUUAAUGUCUCUCUCUCUGGCAACUGCCAGUUUUUGAUUGACAGUGAUGGAGCUAUUUGAAACACAUUGUGGUCUUUGCUCAGGAGUUUGUAUAGAAUAUAUUGGGACUGAAUCCUGAAUUUUAGGACAUGACCAUAAGCCUUUGUCGCAGUAAAAUCCAUUUGUAUAUUAUGCUCUACAUUUUGUUUGCUUACCUUACUACUAGUUACACUUUUUACCUUUCCAAAGCUGGUACAGCUGUCUUGCUGGAUUUUGCAAAGUGCUUUGCUUUGGCUUAACUGGGUAGAGAUUCUUUGGUGCCACAGUGCAACUUAAUUUUGAGUGUGCCUUACUUAUACAUUUAAGAGGCUUUGUUUUUUACUCAGUUUUGAUAGCUCUUUCACCUCUUUCAAUUGAAAGUGAAAAAUCUGGGUAUACCAUUGGCACUGUUCCUUUAUACUAGAGAAUAUUUCCUCUUGUAAAAUGCAGUCAUUUUCUAAGCAAGGUUUUCCAAAAGUGUUUAAAGUCCUUCCAAUAUUGGCUUCUUUUGUGUCAUAUUGCUCUUGUCUUUUUAUGUCCCAAAUCAACUGUCUGUUAAUAAACUCAGUAAAGCCAUUGUCACAUAGAAGAUAAUACUUUUAGCAUUUUAUCUAGCAUAAAAGAGGGAAAGGUUUGUGAAUAUAUGCAUUGUUAAAUUAUAUAUUCAACAUUGAACUUUGAUACAACUGUGUUAACAAGCUGCCAUUAUCAAAAGGGUAGGUCCCGUGUUAUUCCAUGCUAAUGUAUUUACAUUUGCUAUUUACAAAACCUUUAUCUAUGACUUGCACAUGUAUUUAUACAAUUAUAAUGGGAACAACAGACCAAUAUUAUCUCCUUCAUGAAAGGAGAAAAUAUUUUUUGAGUUCAGGUUUGGUAAAAACUGUACUGUGCACUCUCAAGUAAAAUGUUUAUUGUGCAUUUUAAGUGUGAAUUAUGAUUAAUUAUGAAAUUAUUAACUUUAAUCUGUGGUUGAGCUGUGACAAAUUUCCAAAGGAACAUUUUUCAGCAGAUGCAGUUUUUACUAUUAAAUAAACCCAUAAUAAUAUUAAAAUUUGUUCAUUAUCUUGUUUUUCAUUUGGCUGUAUUGAUAUCAAAAUAUUUUUAUUUUUAGUGUGUGGUUUACAGUCGAGAUCUUAGGGUUUUUUGUUGCCCAAGAUUCUAAUAUAUUUAAUAUGAGAAGUCUUUCCAUGUGACUUUUGCUUAUUCAGACUAAUUGUCAGAUCUGCAGAGGGUUGAGAAUGCCUGUAAAGUGGUGCUAAGUGAACUGGAAAUCAGAGUAAGAUCAAAGUAUCCUGCGUGCAUGGCCUGUAGAGCCUGAUUCAGAAAGGGCAGCUGGCCAGCCUUUGAGAACAAACAUUGCUUGUGCAAUGGGCAUUAAGGUGCUCCAUGAACUGUGGGUUUGGGGUUUUUCACAGAUGCUGCUUAGCUCUGUCAGUGAGGUUUGGAGUUUUUGCAUUGAUGUGUAUGGGGUGAAAAUGAAGGGUAUAGUAAUGGGUGAUAAAGUUGUAGCUUUGUGUUGUAUGCUAGAUCAAAGGUAUGCAAUCUGCAAUUAAAUAAUUGUGUAAUAUAUGCAAUUAAAUAAUUAUUUGCUAGCUAUUUUAAUGAAA
Molecule: messenger RNA, 4773 nt
Organism: Lonchura striata (white-rumped munia)
Lineage: Eukaryota; Metazoa; Chordata; Aves; Passeriformes; Estrildidae
Gene: ERCC4
Product: ERCC excision repair 4, endonuclease catalytic subunit
Biological process (GO): resolution of meiotic recombination intermediates; nucleotide-excision repair involved in interstrand cross-link repair; double-strand break repair via homologous recombination
Cellular component (GO): nucleotide-excision repair factor 1 complex
Molecular function (GO): damaged DNA binding; single-stranded DNA endonuclease activity; single-stranded DNA binding
Source: RefSeq, a predicted model, not a curated record